AUUAGGAAUUCGAAAAUGCAUCCCUGAGCCAGCUGACGAUUAGAGAAAUUAUAUAGAAAAAAUAUACGUACGUGUAAGGAGAGAGUGGUGGGGGUUGUCAGUAGUUUUUAAGGUUUGAAAACCUAGUUACACUAGUUUUUUAACCACUUUUGGCUGGCAGAAACUAUAUCGUUUUAUGAGGGUCAUUUGAUUGUGGUCGCCCUCUUUCCUGAAUAUGAAUAAAUCAAAAGUAUAAAUGUUAAUAGACAAUUCACCAUUUUGUUGCGAAUCGGUUAAGGAAAUUGUUUUAACGAAAAUUCAUUCAAUAAAUUUUUUUGUUUCAUAGUGUCGAGACUACCUGAAUACCUUAUAUACUGAGGUUGUACAACGCUGUAUAUAUGGUCUUACUGUGUAUUGUACCUAAUGUUUAUCGUUUAAAGUAUCGAUUAGUGCAUUAGUUCUGCAUUCUGGUAGAUUAGUACUUUGUGUUACCCCUUUGAGUUCUAGGUUUUAUGUGCCGGCAUAGUCCAAUUUUCUUCGAUUAAAUAUCAAUUCUAAAUAAAUAUCUUUUAAAACAAUGUCGUAUCAGUAUCAUCAAAUAGCCAGUUUACUAGAAAAAAUGACUUCUAGUGACAAGGAUUUUCGUUUUAUGGCAACAAAUGAUUUAAUGACGGAAUUGCAAAAGGAUAGUAUUAAGCUCGAUGAUGAAUCUGAGAAGAAGGUUGUACGUAUGAUAUUACGUCUAUUGGAAGAUAAAAAUGGCGAAGUACAAAAUUUGGCGGUCAAGUGUUUAGGACCUCUGGUAAACAAAGUAAAAGAGAGCCAAGUUGAAACUAUUGUGGAUUCCCUUUGCUUAAAUAUGAUAUCGAAUGUGGAACAACUUCGAGAUAUAUCCAGCAUUGGUUUGAAAACAGUUAUAUUGGAACUUCCGCAGUCAUCAAAUUCUUUAGCGCCUAAUGUUUGUAGGAGAAUAACUGGAAAGCUUAACAGUGCUGUAGAAAAGGAAGACGUUUCGGUAAAACUUGAAGCACUGGAUAUACUCACCGACUUGCUUUCGCGUUUUGGAUUGUUUUUAGUCCCUUUCCACAAUCAGAUUUUAAAAGCGUUGAUUCCGCAACUAGAAUCUCCUCGACAGGCCGUUAGAAAACGUUCCAUUAUUGCACUUUCACAUCUUCUUGCAUUGGCGGAUGAUAGCAUCUAUGAUGAUGUCAUAGUUCGUCUUCUGAAAGGUUUGGAAAACAACUCCAAUUCUGGUGCCGUACGAACUUACAUACAAUGUUUAGCAUCGAUUUGCCGACAAUCUGGACCUCGUUUAUGCAGUCACGUUAACACAGCCAUCAAGUAUUUAGAAAGGUACAGUCAGUGUGAUGACGAUGAAGUUCACGAAUUUUGUCUCCAGGCGUUCGAAGCUUUUGUUUACAGAUGCCAAGACGCCGUAGCUCCACACGUGACUAUGGUAUGUAUCUUUAAACAUUUUUAUUGUUAA
Bactrocera oleae (olive fruit fly) is the source of this 1465-nucleotide messenger RNA. The record is from RefSeq and is a predicted model, not a curated record. NCBI's taxonomy places the organism in Eukaryota, Metazoa, Arthropoda, Insecta, Diptera, Tephritidae.